GUGGUGGGAUGGAGCUCGCCGAAAGAGGGGUACGAUGGGAUGAUAGAGGAGGCGCGGAAGCUGCUGCUGAUGCACCCCGAUCGCAAGAAGAGCGAGGAGGACGCGGUGACCAUUCUACGAGCCCACUUCCCGCCCUUCCUUCUGCUGCUCUUCAAGAGGUUCUUUGCUCCAUUGUGGGGUGGCCGAGUUGCUGCUGUGCUCUGUGCGUGGGUGACGCACCUCGCCUGUCAGUGGCUCAUGGGGCCCAGCAAGGUGGUGGAGAUAGAGAUGGAGGACGGCCGAAAGCAGCUCUCAGGGGUGAAGAUAGAGAAGUGCAAGUUCCUGGACGAAUCAAAGUGUGCUGGCAGCUGCAUUCACACAUGCAAGAUGCCCACUCAGGCGUUUAUGUUUCAGGACAUGGGCGUGCCGCUGCUCAUGGAGCCCAAUUUCGAGGAUUUCAGCUGCGAGUUCAAGUUCGGAGUGCAUGCCCCCCUUCGAGACACCGACCCUGUGCUGCUCACGCCCUGCCUUGCCACCUGCCCCAUUCGCUUCCCGUCUCGCUCCUACUCCUCCUCCUCCCCCUCCUCCUCCUCCUCCCCCUCCUCCCCCUCCUCUCUCUCUCCUUCCCCCUCCUCUUCCACUUCCUCCUCCCCACUAGUGGACCCUCAGGCUCCACCAUGCGCCUAG
This is a messenger RNA of Closterium sp. Naga37s-1, 666 nucleotides long. NCBI's taxonomy places the organism in Eukaryota, Viridiplantae, Streptophyta, Zygnematophyceae, Desmidiales, Closteriaceae. The record is from the annotation of a GenBank genome assembly.